AAUUUAGUUCAAUCAGAAGUCCUGAAAAGAGAUGGGGGUUGGGGAUGGGGAGAGAAGGAGCAUCAGCAUACCUUAGUCUGUGAACAUAGAAAAAUACUAUGUUAAACUGUUGCUUACCUCAGUUUUGYCCUCAAGAUCCCGGGACAAUAGCACUGAUUACAGCACAAGUUAUAACAGAUGUCACUGACUCAGUGAAACUACAGAGCAGAGAAACACCUCAGAGAAUGCCCAAGAGAUGUGUGAUUAGAUCCAGCCAAGCAGUUCCUUAUGAGUGGGAAGGAUUGAGAAGCAUCUUGGUUUUGAAAUUACCCGAGGAUGAAGGAAAAACACCACUCCUGGAUAAACUGAGGCAACAGAAGGACCUAGUCCAGUGGCUAAGGAUGCAGGCCUUGUUCCACAAGCUUAGGAGCAGCUCAGACUGUUUCUGUGUUCAGACAGCAGAAAUAACCAGUGAAGGCAACUCAUGAGCACCUGGAGGUACGGACUGAGCCUGCAGAUGUCUCCCCAGAAUCUCUCACUUUCAGACUCUCUGCAAAUAGCAAUUUUGGCUUCCAUAUUUUCUAUUGUCAUUUACUGGCUCAUCAGAGACAGAUACAGAGUGGGUAACCUGAAUGGAAAGCAUGUCUUCAUAAUGGGCUGUGACACAGGACUUGGAAACUCACUGGCUAAAUGGCUYGACAAAAAGGGAUUUUGUGUCAUUGCUGCAUGUGCCACAGGAAAAGGAGGCCAAGAGCUCCAGGCCUGCUCCUCACUCUCAUUGAAGACAGUGAAUCUGAACUUAGCAGACUCCAACAGCAUUGCCAGAGCCGUGGUGUUUGUGACUGAACAGACAGCUGGCAAGGGGCUUUUUGGCUUGGUGAGCAAUGCUGAAGGAUCAGCACCUGUAGCACCCACUGACUGUCUGACAAUUGAAGACUUCCAUUCAGUCCUGGAUGUUAGCCUGCURGGAGUGAUUGAAAUCACACUCAAGCUUCUGCCACUUCUGAAAAAAGCUGAGGGAAGAGUCAUCAAUCUAAUUAAUGCCAAAGGCCUCAUGGCUUUAGUAGGGGGUGGCUACAGUCUGUCRAAAUGGGGCAUGGAAGCUUUCUCUGACACCUUACGGAUAGAGAUGCAGCAUUUUGGAGUAAAAGUAAGCAUUGUUGAGCAUGGUUUCUUUAAGGCAGAAGUAGUAAAUUCAGAUAUCGAGAAAUACCUCUUCAGACUUUGGAACAGCCUGACUCCUGAGAUCAGGGACUCCUAUGAAGAAAAAUACUUUGUUGAAUAUAUAAAAGCCCAAAGAUCAUCAGUGAAAAGACUGUGUGACUAUGAUCUUUCUAAUGUCAUAAAAUGCAUGGAACAUGCCCUGAUAGCGAAGUACCCCAGGACACGAUACAGAGCUGGAUGGGAUGCAAAGUUCUUCUGGCUGUUUCUCUCCUACGCCCCAAGCUGUUUAUCUGACAUGCUGUUGCGUAUUACGUUUCCARCUCAAGCAGAUAGCAGGAGACCAGUUUGUGGAGUUCUGAUUAAUGUCUAGUAUUAAAACRGUAUCACCUCUGCAGAAAUAAAUAUUUAUCCCAUCAAACUAGAUGUCCUUUACCAGUUACUACACUGUUUAAAUUCUUUUCAAAAGAUGCUUCCAUCCCGCACCCCACCUUACCUGAAAUUCUGAGUUCACAGGUAGGCUUUUAWAUCCAGCAGGUUUUUGAAGGCCACUUUUUAUGCUUAGAAAUGAUACCUCUAUAGGAUCUGCAUUCAUAAAAUAUUCUGCUACAAAGCUAGUUAAUACUGUUCACACAAUUAAGAAAAAAUUAAAUAAGAAAAUAAAUCACUAGAAGACUUUUUCAAGUAGACUUCCUCAACACACAGGCUGCAAGGGAUCUUGAAAUAGAGCCGUGGUUUUUCAGAACACAUCCAUGUACCUUGCAGAAUGUAUUUAGUCAGAUUCAGUCAUCUAUUUCACAGGAAGAUUGAUCAUGGUCAUAUUCAGGAACUGCUAAUCUUCAUAAGCUUCUGAACACAAGACAUGAUGCCMAAUAACAAAAGAGCUCAGCUAUUGCAGCAUAUUCCAGAAAUUACAAUUACAGUAUCUGACAAYACCUAGUUACCUAAUUAUUCAAUUCCGCAGAGAAAAAAACAAGCUAUUUUACAGAUAUGCAGUUCCAGGGAAAAAUCAAAACUCUACUGUACUGUGCAAACAGAGUAUCCAAAUGG
This is a messenger RNA of Malurus melanocephalus (red-backed fairy wren), 2190 nucleotides long. It is a transcript of the gene DHRS9, whose product is annotated as dehydrogenase/reductase 9. The transcript has 6 exons. The record is from RefSeq and is a predicted model, not a curated record. Bases 464 to 1513 code for a protein of 349 amino acids. Lineage: Eukaryota; Metazoa; Chordata; Aves; Passeriformes; Maluridae.